AUGGCCGUGGUGGUGCAGUUUCUGGUUAGAAAGUUCGUUGAUAGCCUGGCGGAGGAGGGAGCCGCGGAGCUCCCUUUCAGCUCCCACUUCUACGACAUGAGGGCCGGGUUGGAGAAGGCAGCCAUUUCUUCCACCAACGCCGAUGAGCUCCGAGAGUGCAUGUACGAGCUCAAUAACCUGCUCUCGCAGUGCCGCAUGCUCAACAACCGGCCAAUCCCGCGGAGCUGCUGCUUCUCCCCCUCUGAAGCAUGGCUUUCCAACAAGGUCAAGCAGCGGGUGAUCGCCAUGAAGCGCAGAGUCCUGCAAUGUGUCCAUAACGAUGACCCCAACGGCGAUGCAGCAGCCUUGCCGGAGGAGAAUGCCACCACUGCUGGGUUCAGUCGGUGGAGUACUUCUUGGGUUGAGCAGAGCAGGAUCUACGGGUUCGACCAACAGCUCGCGGAGCUAGAGUCCAGGGCGUUCAGGGACAGAAGCCCCGGACGACUUACAGGCGUCGGCAUCGUCGGCAUGGGCGGCAUCGGGAAGACUGCACUCGCGCAGCUCGUGUUCAACAGCCCGCUGGCCAGGCGCCGCUUCUUCCCCAGGAUCUGGGUGUGCCUGUCGCGCACCUCUUGCAUUGGCAAGGAUGUGCGCAAGGAAGUCUUGCAGAGCAUACUUAUGGCCCUCGGACUCGAAGAGGAGUUAAUAUUGGCCAUUGAUAGCCUGGGAGACAUGGAGUUAGCUGUCCAUGAGCAGCUCAAGGGGAAGCGGUACCUCAUAGUAUUCGACGAUGUCUGGAACGUCGACGACUGGUACGCCGACAUUGCAGGCCAUGAAAAUGCCUUGUCGAGGGGCGAACAAUUGCAAAAUGGCCUUGUGCUCGCGUUGCCCAAAGAGAGAGGUGGAAUUGUGAUCGUUACCAGCCGUCAAGAGCAGGCAGCAGAGAUGAUGGUGGGGAAGGGUAGUGUGUACCGUGUGAAGCCCCUGGCCGACAGAGAGAGCGCCUGGGCGAUCUUUAUGGAUGCUCUGAACAAGGAAAGACAGCCGAUCGAUCUCGCAGCUAUUAACAACCUGAAAGAGGAAAUUCUUCAGACCUGUGGUGGGCUACCGUCAAUGGCCAAGGCGAUGGCAGACAUCUUCGCAAAAAGUCUAACGUUACCAGCAUCAACUUCUAGCCAGGAACUUAAGCUUGAGUAGUGGAAAUGUAAAGUAGAGUAAGCAAUAUGCCUAUCAUAGACCAAAAAGACACCACAUAGCAAUUGUAUAUGAAUUUUAUGGAUUUGCCACAUGAAAGUUAUGGCACAAAUUCUUAUGAAUGGCUGUGAGAAGAAGAUGGCAUGUAUCCAUUUCUCCCUGCAUAAUAAGUUUGAACCCCGCAUAGAAUUGAAUGUGCAGUGCUUCCGGUUUCCUCAUAAACAAAAAGUGGACGUGUCAAACCUUUAUGGCUUUCACAAAUAUAUUGUGACAAAAUUCAAGACAAACAUACAUUUUGUAGAAUGUUAAAAAGGCUAGUAAAUUUUCACUUGAAGGCCGUAACAAACUUCUGCAUGAUGCUUUGAAAUAGCAUGUGUGAGGGAGACUGACCAUAACUUGCACAACUUCGGUAGAGACUCUAAUCAAACUUGCUUUCCAUUAAUGUAUCACUCUCUCCUGACAAUGCGCUCACAUGAAAAAGCCUGAAAAGGAUAAUGACUCGGGAAAUCAGUGAAAAUGGAUGAAUUACUAUUUGUGUUCCUACAUCACAAGUUCAUAACCAUAGGCCACAGAUUUGUUUGAUGAAGCUCAAAUUUAUCAACAUUGUGUAGCUGAUAAGCUGUACAACAUAUGCAAUCAAAUAAUUAAGACAACAAAUGGAUAACCUGGCUUCGUGCAUCUCCAUUUUCCCCUCUUUUUUUCCUUUGUAUUUUUGUUUCAACAUUGAUGGCGGAAAUUGACUUAUUACAUAUGUAAAUAAUAAUGAGAACUCACUUGAUUUGGUGCUUUGUUCUACUCUCUGGUUUCCUGGGUGUCACAGUUCAUCCACACUCCAUCCUUGUCACAAGGGAAAGAUUCUAUGUUGCUGCAUCUGAAUACCUCCAGGAAGGUCAGGUUCGGAAACAUCUCAUUCACCUGGGUCCAUUCUAGUACCAAGUCAUUCAAGAACUUCAAACGCAUUAUCUCAAUGUUCCACUGCUCGGACAUGCUCUUCUCUCCAAAAGUGCGCAGCAUUCCUCCUGUGAAGUAGAGCCUCCGUAGUCUCAACAGCCUACUCGGACUCAACCAAACAGAUAAAAAAAGGAGGGCAAGGAAUGGAUUCUGGAAAUGGUGGGAACCCAUGGUUCUACAAUUCUUUGCAAGCACCGUCAUGGGAUGUGCAUGAUUAUGAUGAGCUAAACUCAACUGGCCCUUUGUUGCCACUACUACAACAGUACUUGGAUGCAGGGGCAUUGGGUGGAAGCACACAUACCGGAUGUGCAUGGAUGAAUGGUGAGGGAGAGCCUAGCAAGCUAUCACACCCAAGGAACCAGUUGCAGAUACAAGGCUCAUUUACAUGAUCGGGAUUAGUUGACCAGCUGAGAACAUGUGCAACCGCAUUUACGUCAAGUGCCAGGCCUCCGGAUGCACCUAAUGCCACUUGGGGCGCACUAUCUAUUUCGGAGUCGCACGCAUACCAGACUUCUCAAUCGAACUACAAUGUGCAGAAUAUCGUUCGCAAGGCAGGCACGUCGAGAACCAGAAGAAACAACAGUCUUGGUUCUAAUGUGAGCAACACAAGAGCAGACGACUCAAACUCGGAUGCGGAGACAGUUGGUGAACAUGAGGAUGAAGAUGAACAAAAUUAUGAUCAGGGAGAGGAUGAGACACAUGAAUAGGAGUACGAACAAGAUGAUGAUGGGGUAGAGGAUGAGCCGCAUGAGGAUGAGGUGCAAUCUUCACUAGCACCACCAACACCACCUUAUCUACACAUGAAAUUUGCUACAUUUGAAGAUGCAAAGGAGAACUACCGGAGUUAUGCAAAGUUCCAUGGGUUUGCAGUAUACACAGACCAUCGCAAAAAACUAGUAAAAACAGGAGAAUACAAUAGAGCUGAGUUAAGGUGUUUCAAGUCGAGAAAGAAGAAGAAAAAAGGGGGGAAUGGUCCAAUCAUCAGAGAUCGGCGAAGAGACAUCAUGGUCAAAAUGAAUUGCCCUGCCAGAAUGAAGCUGAACGUCGAAGGGGCCUGGUGGGUGGUAACAAAGUACGUGGGAUGUCACAACCAUGAAAUGAUUAAGAAAUUUGACCUGAUUAGGUUUCUGAGUGCUCACGUGGAUUCACGCCAGAGGAGCAGCAGUUUGUGAAGUUGCUCCAUGAUUGCAACCUCCAACCUGGGAGAAUGGUUCACAUUCUAUCAAUGAUACGUAGCAAAACGGGGAAGCUCAGCAGCAUGCCAUAUCUUCCUUCAGAUGUGGUUAACCUGGUGGCAAAGUAUCAUAGGGAAAGUCAACUGACGGACAUGGAGGACACAAUUGCAUACUUUAAGGAAAAAGAGAAAGAAGAUGUUGAUUUCUUCUACAAAAUGAAGCUGGACCGAGAGGACCGCAUGGUGAACUUGUAUUGGAUAGAUAGUGCAACGCGCAGGGCAUACAAGCACUUUCGUGACUGUGUGUCCUUUGAUGCUACCUAUCUGACCAAUAUGUACAAGAUGCCAUGUGCUCCAUUCAUUGGCAUAAACAACCACAGUCAAUCGUUGCAAUUCGGGUGCAGGUUUAUUAGGAACGAGGAUGUUGAUAGUUAUAUUUGGCUCUUCAAAACUUUCAAGGAAUGCAUGGGCGGGCUUGAACCAAUGAACAUCAUAAUAGACCAGGAUUUCGGUAUGCGUGCAGGUAUUGAGGAAGUGUUCCCUAACACAAUACACAGGCACUAUAGGUGGCAUGUUAUUAAGAAAGCAGAAGAAACAUUGGGUCCCUUUUUUGCUGAAAGACCAGAACUGCACAAAGCAUUUGAAUUGUGUGUUGACCACAGUUUGGCACCGGAAGAAUUCGAGCGAAGCUGGAAAGCAAUGAUAGAUAAAUACCAGGUUGAGGACAACAAAACAUUACAAAACCUUUCUGAGAAGAGGAAGUUCUGGGUGCCAGCUUAUUUCAUGUAGUGCUUCUACCCCUUUCUGCAAACUACCCAGCGUAGUGAAGGUUUCAACAUAGUGCUGAAGAGAGCUACAAGCGUUGGCAAACACAGCUCUAAAGAACCCAAGGAUGCUAACGUGUAACCCAUUGGAGAGACAAAUGAUGAGGGUUGAUACCCGACAACUAUUCUACAAGUUCCAGUGGGAGUUAAGGCUGUCAACCAGUUACACCGUGUUUCAAGUCUGCAAUUUCACGUACAAGGUGUGCACCAUGCGGGACAUGUCGAACUCAGAAGCCGAAGACCCAGACAAGGGAAGAGACUACAUUGUGACGGCUUACAUAGCAGAAGGGACGUAUUACUGUUAAUGCUGCAAGUUUGAAAGAGAUGGUGUGAUCUGCUGCCAUAUUCUAAGGGUAAUGGACAUGAAUGGCGUGAAACAGGUGCCACCAAAGUACGUACUUGAGUGUUGGUCUUGGAAUACAGAUGAAGCACUCUGCCCGCAUGGCUCACAGCAAGUACUCACGGAGCAUGAAGAUGGGCCCAACACAACUAUGGAGACAGUCAGGCGUGUGGUGAUGACAAGGAGAUUUACCAACAUAGCAAAUGAUGCUUGCAAAAAUGAUGUGAUGAGUAGAGCAGUUGAGAGGCAUACAAACAUGAUAGGAAGAGAACUGGACUCAAUCAAGAAGAGAAUGGAGGAGGAGGCACUACAUCGAUUCCCCAAAAAAACAAGACUGCUCCUACUACGUCAACAGGGCCAUCGACGGAAAACUCGGAAGUUAGUUCCGGCGCAUCCAACACGCACACGCACAUGGGGAACCCUCCAAGGAAAGUCACUAAAGGGCGUCCAAAACAGAUAAUAUACAAGUCAACACUCGAGAUCCAAGCAAAGCACAAGAAGCCUACAAAGAAGACAGCGGCAGAAGCUUGGGCUACUUAGAAAAGUGAGACAACUAGUAGGUUGUGUGUGUUAAAUUUUUUGGAAUGAUUGGGCGUAUUGUAGUCUGUAGUUGUGUCCGCAGAAAGUUGGUGGCAUUUACCGUUAUGAGUUAGAAACAGCAUUGUCAUAUGGCAAACAUAUGAAAGUUGCCAUGUUGCUACACAAAAUGUAGUUAGUCAACUAUGGGAAAAGAGCAGCAAAAAAGCUUGGGCUUCAUGAAAAGUGAG
Triticum aestivum (bread wheat) is the source of this 5229-nucleotide messenger RNA. RefSeq names its product probable disease resistance protein At5g45440. Gene Ontology annotation, molecular function: ADP binding. NCBI's taxonomy places the organism in Eukaryota, Viridiplantae, Streptophyta, Magnoliopsida, Poales, Poaceae. The transcript has 6 exons. The record is from RefSeq and is a predicted model, not a curated record. The coding region runs from base 1 to 1176 and encodes 391 amino acids.